GAGCCCUUCUGUUCCCAGUCCCUGAAGCGCCUGAACGAUCAGCUCGUUCCAUGUAAUAAACAAGGAGAAAAGCCCCUCCCUCACAUCUCUCUUACUCUGACCUCAUAACCCGAUGGUCCUUAAUCUCUACUACGUGAUAUUGGGUAACAUCUGCACGUCAUAAAAUACAAAUGUGUGCCUGAUCAAAGAAGGUCUAAUAAGAAGAUCGAACGUUGAAAAUAAUUUAAAUCAAAAAAAGGUGCGCUCAUCCCGCGCCGACUCGGAACUCCAGAUCAAUAUUCCGUACAUAAACUAAAAACUAAAAAUCAACCUUACCUACACACAAUACGACACACCCGCGGACAAUAUCACAAUACACAAAUACACAAAUACACAAAGCGCGCAACGCAUAUACCUAGCAACGCACAUACCCAACACAUACUUCCCGCACGGGAAAUAUUUACACUUUCUUAUUCCUCGUCGCUCGUUCCCCUUCCCCCCACACCGCGCGCACGCCCGACAAGUCCCGACGUGUAAUGCAGCAUUAUUACCUAUCCAGCAUGCUCAUGUGAGGUACCUAACAUAGAUAAUACCUGCAGCACACGAUAAUCCUUAGUUGCGCCUUGCCUCGCCUUACCUCUCCGUAAAUGCCGUCACCGUCAAAGCAACGGAAGGUUGCCAUUGUUGGCAGCCGAUCCGUAGGCAAAUCUUCCUUGGCGGUGCAGUUCGUCGACGGCCACUUCGUCGAGAGCUACUAUCCCACCAUCGAGAAUACCUUUAGCAAGGUCAUUCGAUUUAAGGGUCAGGACUAUGCUACUGAAAUUGUCGAUACCGCCGGCCAAGAUGAGUACAGCAUCCUGAAUUCGAAGCACUUCAUCGGCAUCCAUGGCUACAUGCUGGUGUACUCGGUGUCCUCGCUGCCAUCGUUCGAGAUGGUGCAGGUCAUCCGCGAGAAGAUUCUCAACCACCUUGGCACAGAUUGGGUCCCAAUUGUCAUAGUAGGCAACAAGAGCGACUUGCGCCCUGAGCAACGCCAGGUUAGUCAGGAAGACGGCAAGAAGCUAGCGGAGAAAUUCAACUGCGGAUGGACUGAAGCCAGCGCGCGUUACAACGAGAAUGUCGGUAAGGCCUUCGAGCUCCUGAUCGCCCAGGUGGAAAAGUCCCAGAACCCGAACGAAGCAACGAACGAAGGAAAGUGUCAGAUGAUGUAAACAACAACAACAACAACAACUUGAAGGAGGAAACCAAGGACAGGUUUCAAAGGAAAUACUACUACUACUACUACGUUGGAAUACCAAACGAGCAAGGACAACGCGAUGGAACGUUUGGAAGGCUAGAAGGGGAUCUCUGAGCCGCCGCAGGGUGGUGGGAUCUAGGUCUAGGUGCUAUUGUGUUUUCGGACAGGUUACUGCUGCUUUCUUAUUUCGGCUUUGCAUUAUGAACCACACAGGUUACUAGUUAUGAUGUCUUGAAAGGCAGAGACGAUAAUUGCCAUGACUUGUAUAUACUAGUCAGAGCUUCAGAUCUGGUUAAGGAGUUAACCGGAAGUGCUUUAUUGCUACCUCAUAAUAUAACAGGCUCAACAGUUGCUAUUAGCAUAUGGCAUUAAUAAUGACAUCUCGAUUACACUGGAAACAAAAC
Molecule: messenger RNA, 1620 nt
Organism: Daldinia decipiens
Lineage: Eukaryota; Fungi; Ascomycota; Sordariomycetes; Xylariales; Hypoxylaceae
Product: rheb small monomeric GTPase
Exons: 3
Coding region: 627-1190 (187 amino acids)
Biological process (GO): small GTPase-mediated signal transduction
Cellular component (GO): plasma membrane
Molecular function (GO): GTP binding; GDP binding; GTPase activity
Source: RefSeq, a predicted model, not a curated record